Messenger RNA from Danio rerio (zebrafish), 572 nucleotides. RefSeq names its product C-terminal binding protein 2, like (gene ctbp2l). NCBI's taxonomy places the organism in Eukaryota, Metazoa, Chordata, Actinopteri, Cypriniformes, Danionidae. Gene Ontology annotation, biological process: positive regulation of DNA-templated transcription; negative regulation of DNA-templated transcription. The record is from RefSeq and is marked validated. Gene Ontology annotation, molecular function: NAD binding; transcription corepressor activity; oxidoreductase activity, acting on the CH-OH group of donors, NAD or NADP as acceptor. Gene Ontology annotation, cellular component: synapse; nucleus.
AGGUGCUGAACGAGGCUGUCGGUGCUCUGAUGUAUCACACCAUCACACUCACCCGAGAAGAUCUGGAGAAGUUUAAAGCUCUGAGAAUCGUCAUCCGCAUCGGCAGCGGAUACGACAACAUCGACAUUAAAGCAGCCGGAGAGAUGGGUAUUGCGGUGUGUAAUAUCCCGUCAGCAGCAGUGGAGGAGACGGCAGACUCGACUCUGUGUCACGUGUUGAAUCUGUACCGCAGGAACACGUGGUUAUACCAGGCUCUGCGCGAGGGCACGCGUGUGCAGAGUGUGGAGCAGAUCCGGGAGGUGGCGUCCGGAGCCGCACGCAUCCGCGGAGAAACACUCGGACUCAUCGGCUUCGGUCGGUCAGGUCAGGCCGUCGCCGUCCGGGCCAAAGUGUUCGGCUUCAACGUGAUCUUCUACGACCCGUACCUGCAGGACGGUCUGGAGCGCUCGCUGGGCGUGCAGCGCGUUUACACACUGCAGGACCUGCUGUACCAGAGCGACUGUGUGUCCCUGCACUGCAACCUGAACGAACACAACCACCACCUCAUCAACGACUUCACCAUCAAACAGGUG